Molecule: messenger RNA, 810 nt
Organism: Penicillium paradoxum
Lineage: Eukaryota; Fungi; Ascomycota; Eurotiomycetes; Eurotiales; Aspergillaceae
Exons: 2
Coding region: 1-810 (269 amino acids)
Source: RefSeq, a predicted model, not a curated record
AUGGUCCACAACAUCGAACGUGUGGACCAGACACCUGUCCUAUCAGAUUUCGACAGUCAAAUCCGCAAGCUAGAUUCGCAUCUUGUGUCUUUGGCAAGUGAAGCAGAUCGCCAUCUUCUGACCAUCUUCGACGAAGGACCUGAGGCAUGUACAGCCGAAACUAUGUGGAUGCUCAGCCGCAUGUUCAUCUACGCUGCCCGUACUCGCCUCCACCGUUUUCGGGCUUUUAUGGACAUACCCUUAUUUUUAGAUAAAUACUGCGAUCUGGCGGCAAUCAACAACCAAACCUUCUCGCAUCAAACAUCCACUCCCAGGUGGGUGACGGACUGUGAGGCCUCAUUUCCGUUCACCCAACAAGAAUCCUCCAACAUCUGCCUCAAAUCCUCUCUUUCGAUAACGAGAAUAUAUCGGAAUCUACCAUAUCCAAAUCCCCUCGGAUCCGACUCUUCUGUGGAUGAUUCCCUGGUAACGGGAAGAUCCGCGCCUUCUGCAUCUUUCAGAUACCCUCAGACCAUCCCUUACUUUGCAUGCUCAGCUAUGCAAAGUUGCUAUGCUCUUUUGAUGAUAUUACAUCAACUGCGGGCGUCUUUGGCGACAGAUCAGCUUGCAGAUUGCUAUCACUUGCUCAAUAAGCCUGAUCCUGCAUCAGAGAUUGCUGAUGUCGAGAGGUUGAGGGAGGAGCUGCAGCAUGGCGUGAGAGUCCUUGGAAGGAGCCUGAAGUCGGAUGUAAUCUUUGAGGGCGUCGGGGGUAUGGGCCGUGAGAUUGAGGGCGCCUAUUUGGCUGCUUUUCCUAAUUGCUUUGAGAUAUAG